AUGGCUAGUUCCGAUCAGAUCGCCGCUCUGAUCUUGAGCACCAAGUCACUCUCUGUGUCUCCGACCUGGCUCAAUGCCUUCCUAUCCUCCGGCACCGCACCACGCAAUGUUCCCGCCUCGGCUCUCGCGAAGACAGCUACUUUCCGUCUUCUAACUUCCGAUAUCAGAGAGUCGCUCUCUAAGCACCGGUCUUGUGUUCUGCCAACGAACGUCACCGACCCAAAUGCCCAAGAACUACGCCUCCACGGCCCUAUCCCGGUACAGGUCCUAGACAUCGAAGACAUCGGCACGAGUCUGUGGAGCCAGAUCGAAGCUAUUGAGCGUGUCGAGCGAGGAGAGGCUAUCCGUGGCCGUGAGAUCGUGCGCACUAUCGCUGUUGGCGAGGACCCGGAGGUGUCGGAGAACAAUCGCUCGAAUAACAACAAUGCUGCUGCAUCAGGCAAUAGUGGUUCUGGCCCACACCGUUUGAUGAUUCAGGACGCAGCUGGAACUGUGGCUACCGGGAUUGAGAUGCAGCGGAUUGAGGGGAUCGCUCUGGAAAGGCUUGCUAUUGGGGCGAAGCUAUUACUUCGGAAUCCUACUGUUGCUCGCGGUAUGGUGCUGCUCACUCCUGAGUCUGUUACUGUGCUCGGCGGCAAGAUCGAGGCUUUGGAUAAGUCCUGGAGAGAAGGGAGGAAGGCAAGGCUAUUGGAGAAGACUUCUAGUCUGGAAGGAUGA
Penicillium arizonense is the source of this 717-nucleotide messenger RNA. Its product is annotated as OB fold domain-containing protein. The coding region runs from base 1 to 717 and encodes 238 amino acids. NCBI's taxonomy places the organism in Eukaryota, Fungi, Ascomycota, Eurotiomycetes, Eurotiales, Aspergillaceae. Gene Ontology annotation, biological process: double-strand break repair via homologous recombination; resolution of meiotic recombination intermediates. Gene Ontology annotation, cellular component: nuclear body; RecQ family helicase-topoisomerase III complex. The transcript has a single exon. The record is from RefSeq and is a predicted model, not a curated record.